Anolis sagrei ordinatus is the source of this 6207-nucleotide messenger RNA. RefSeq names its product gamma-aminobutyric acid type B receptor subunit 2 (gene GABBR2). Gene Ontology annotation, cellular component: G protein-coupled receptor heterodimeric complex; membrane. NCBI's taxonomy places the organism in Eukaryota, Metazoa, Chordata, Lepidosauria, Squamata, Anolidae. The record is from RefSeq and is a predicted model, not a curated record. Gene Ontology annotation, biological process: gamma-aminobutyric acid signaling pathway; G protein-coupled receptor signaling pathway. Gene Ontology annotation, molecular function: G protein-coupled GABA receptor activity.
UCUCGUGCGUCUGUGCGAGAGAGGGAGGGGGGCGGUGAGGGAGUGUGUGUCGCCUCCUCAGCAGCAGCAGCAGCAUUGGAGGGAAGGACAAUCCCGAGCAGCAGCAGUAGCAGCAUCCAAACAAGCCUUCUGUGGGGAAGGGAAGAAGGAUUGAGCGGAGGGAGCAGCAGGAGGAGCCCCUCGCCCAGGAAGCCGCCGAGGGGCUGGUGCUGAGGGAGGACUCCCGGGGAAUGCGGCAGUGAGGGAAGGAGGAGGAGGAGGAGGAGGAGGAGGAGAAGGCGCCUUCCCGUUGGCUUGCCUUGGCGAAGACUCCCCUCCGCUUGCCUGGCUUGGAAGGAGACGGAGCGCGCGCCCUCGCCCAGCCUGGCCGGGGCUGAGUGAGGGGCUGAGGAGGCGCCAAGCAAAGAGGGGCACCGGAGAGGCAGCAGGAGCAUCUCUCUUUCCAUUGGCAGCCCUAAGGAAGGAGCAGGCGCCAUUGCCAGGAGGCUUAGCGCCGGGGGGCGUCCUCCUCCUCCUCCUCUGCCUGCACCCCCUUCCCCUUCCUUUGCCCCCACAGGAUGCCUUCCUCCGCCUCCCCCCGGCGGCCCAGCCCGGCCCCUCCGCCCGCGUGGCCCUUGCUCCUGCUCUUCCUCCUCCUCAUCUUGGCCUCUUCCUCCUCCUCGUCGUCGGCCUGGGCGCGGAGCAGCUCCCGAGCGCUGUCCGGGAUGCCCCCUUCUUCCUCCUCCUCCUCCAGCAGCACCCCCAUCGCCAUCAUGGGUUUGAUGCCGCUCAGCGACGCCGUGGAGAAGGGCAAGAUCGGGCGCGGGGUGCUGCCAGCCAUGCAGCUGGCCAUGGAGCAGAUCCUCAACGAGUCCUUGCUCAGCCCUUACGCCCUGGACCUGCGCUACUACGACACCGAGUGUGACAAUGCAAAGGGACUUAAAGCCUUUUAUGAUGCAAUAAAAUAUGGACCUACACACCUAAUGGUUUUUGGUGGAGUAUGUACAACUGUCACCUCCAUCAUUGCUGAAUCCCUAAUAGGAUGGAAUUUGAUCCAGCUCUCAUUUGCUGCAACAACACCAGAGUUAGCUGAUAAGAAAAAGUAUCCUUAUUUCUUCCGGACAGUGCCAUCCGAUAAUGCUGUGAAUCCUGCAAUUCUGAAACUACUCAAACAUUUUCAGUGGAAAAGAGUAGGAACUCUAACCCAAGAUAUACAAAGGUUUUCUGAGGUACGGAAUGACCUCACUGGUGUCCUAUAUGGUGAAGAAAUUGAAAUCUCAGACACGGAGAGUUUUUCUAAUGAUCCAUGCACAAGUGUCAAAAAGCUCAAGGGUAAUGAUGUCCGAAUUAUCGUUGGGCAGUUCAAUGAGGAAAUGGCAGCAAAAGUAUUCUGCUGUGCGUUUAAUGCACAGAUGUAUGGCCCUAAGUACCAGUGGAUCAUUCCUGGGUGGUAUCAGACCUUCUGGUGGGAAAAAGCUAUUCCAAAGCUUAAUUCAUCAAACUGUCACACUACAAAUAUUCUUAGUGCCAUGGAAGGCUACAUUGGAGUGGAUUUUGAACCUCUAAGCUCCAAACAGAUAAAGACCAUUUCAGGAAGGACUCCACAGCAAUAUGAAAAGGAGUAUGAUCAAAGGCGUGGGAAUGUUGAGCCAAGUAAGUUCCAUGGCUUUGCUUACGAUGGAAUAUGGGUAAUUGCCAAAACACUGCAGCAAGCAAUGAAGAUUCUCAAUGCCACCAACAAAAACCAAAGAAUCGAGGACUUUAACUAUACCAACAAAGACCUUGGGAAAAUCUUUCUGGAUGCAAUGAAUCAAACUAGCUUCUUUGGUGUAACGGGUCAAGUUAUGUUCAGAAAUGGAGAGAGAAUGGGGACCAUCAAAUUUACGCAGUUCCAAGACAAAAAAGAAGUGAAGGUGGGAGAAUAUAAUGCCAUCCUUGAUUCGCUGGAAAUCAUCAACAACUCCAUCAAAUUCCAGGGGAUAGAACCGCCAAAGGACAGAACCAUUGUCCAGCCACAACUUCGCAAGAUCUCUCUUCCCCUCUACAGCAUUCUUUCCGCAAUCACUAUCCUGGGAAUGAUCAUGGCUAGUGCUUUUUUGUUCUUUAACAUCAAAAACCGAAAUCAGAAGUUAAUAAAGAUGUCCAGUCCUUACAUGAACAACCUCAUUAUUCUUGGUGGGAUGCUCUCCUAUGCAUCUAUAUUCCUUUUUGGCCUUGAUGGAUCUUUUGUCUCUGACAAAACAUUUGAGACCCUUUGUACUGUCCGAACAUGGAUACUUACAGUGGGCUACACAACUGCAUUUGGGGCAAUGUUUGCAAAAACAUGGAGAGUACAUGCAAUUUUCAAAAAUGUAAAAAUGAAGAAAAAGAUCAUCAAAGACCAAAAAUUGAUGGUGAUAGUUGGAGGGAUGCUGCUAAUAGAUCUUUGCAUCUUGAUUUGCUGGCAAGUUGUUGAUCCCUUGCAGAGAACAGUGGAAAAAUACAAUAUGGAGCCUGAUCCAGCAGGACGAGAUAUUUCUAUCCUUCCCAUUUUGGAGCACUGUGAAAACUCUCACAUGACCAUUUGGCUUGGCAUUGUUUAUGCCUACAAAGGGCUACUCAUGCUGUUUGGGUGCUUUUUGGCUUGGGAAACUCGAAAUGUGAGCAUUCCGGCUCUGAAUGACAGUAAAUACAUUGGCAUGAGUGUUUACAAUGUAGGCAUCAUGUGCAUUAUUGGAGCUGCGGUUUCCUUUCUCACACGAGAUCAGCCCAACGUGCAGUUCUGUAUUGUGGCACUCGUCAUUAUAUUCUGUAGCACCAUCACGCUCUGCUUAGUCUUUGUACCGAAGUUAAUCACUCUGAGAACAAAUCCGGAUGCUGCUACUCGGAACAGAGGGCUCCAGUUCACUCAAAAUCAGAAGAAAGAUGACUCAAAAACAUCGACGUCUGUCACCAGUGUCAACCAGGCCAGCACAUCUAGGUUAGAAGGACUACAAUCAGAAAACCACCAGCUGAGAAUGAAAAUAACAGAGCUGGACAAAGCUUUAGAAGAAGUCACUAUGCAACUGCAGGACACACCUGAGAAGACAACGUAUAUUAAGCAGAAUCACUACCAGGAACUCAAUGAUAUUCUCAGUAUACGCAACUUCACAGAAAACAAAGAUGGUGAAAAGGCCGUGUUGAAAAACCACCUUGAUCAAAAUCCACAAGCACAGUGGGAUACAACAGAGUCUUCUAGAACAAACAAAGACUUUAUAGAAGAUAUCAACUCCCCAGAACACAUACAGCGCCGACUCUCCUUACAGCUGCCCAUUCUUCACCAUGCCUACUUGCCGUCAAUAGGCGGGGUCGAUGCCAGUUGUGCUAGUCCAUGCGUCAGCCCCAGUGCCAGUCCACGGCACAGACACGUGCCGCCAUCUUUUCGUGUGAUGGUUUCUGGCCUGUAGGAGGGUAUUCAGAGCUUCCUGAACUGAUUUUGGUACUUAAUGGCUGGACUGAACGUCUUGUGUUGAACUCUUGCCUUCUACAUACUCCUUACUCUAAUCACAGAGGAACUAGUGUUAUAAGGCCAUCGUCAAUGGAGGACCAGCUCCACUGCUGUGCGGAAAGCAUGCAAAGCGGAGACGGUUACCCAGAGGUUGAGCUGUAGCCUUACUUGCGGACAUUUUUAUUUCUUCACUGAGAAAGUCACCAAACCAUGGUCCUUCCCAAAUUGCUCCCGGAGGCAAGGUGGCUGGAAACAUAAACUUGACAAAAAAACAUAAACAAAAAAGGACCUCCUUCAAGUGUCACUAUGCUUUAUAUGGCUACGGAAAAUGUGGAAUAAUAAUGUGCAAAAAAUAGGGGGAAAGGAAGAAAUCCCAUCAGCAGAGAUCUCUAUCAAUGGAAAUGGAUACUUUGUUUUGCAGGAUUGCGCUGACCUUCAUUUUUGGGACUUUGUUCUUUGAGAAACCCUUUCUUAGCUGUGAUUGAGAUGAGUUCAUCUCAGUUCCUCUUCUCUUAAGACAUGCUUGGAAUCGAGGUUUCAAGGAGGAAGUAGGUCUAGGGGCAAAAUCUCACAAGUGGGUGGCCAGAGAGCAGACACUCCUCCUUCUUGCUAAGACAUAGGAUUUGGCAGAGUCCCAGAGUGAUGGCAGAAACUGAGGUCUGACAGUACACAAGGCUUCGGGUGGGUCUUGAUAUCUUAGGAAGAAUUAUAACUCCUCCCCAAGUUUGAUUUAAACCACAGUGCAGUUAAUUUGAAGGAGGACAUGUAGGGAUGGGACACAUAGAUGCCACACUGCUGCAGAGGCAUUGACCGUAUAUACACAACCUUUGCUUCAUAUCUUUGCGUGUGUGACAGUGGUAGUUGAGAAUAAGAGAGUCCAAAUCAAGUGUGCCUGUAUGAGGAAAAAUCCCUUUGCCUUUUGAAUUGGAAAACAAAAAAAAAGAUGAACAUUGGUUUAAUCUCUUUUUGCCCCCAAGAAAUUGGAAUUUAAUCUUCUUCUCUGAGCGGCUGAAUUGCUAUUGGAGAGCGACGCACUAUUGGAGAUUAAUGCGCUCAUACAAAAUGUCCAAGCAGUUCUAUCACUUACCGAUAAGGUCUGAUUCAAGCAUGUGCUACUUAUGUGCUAGUGAUUCUGCGCAUGCCCGUGGGAAACUAAGACUUUUGUGCAUGCAUGAUCCAAAAAGGGGCACUCAUGCUUUGUACAACUACCUGGCACAAAGAAUUUCAGUGGACACACUUCACUCUGGGCGUUGUGCUGCCUUGUUGAGAGUUGGCACAUCAUGUGAAAUUCUUACUGCUGUCUAGUGCUACUCCAGUUUGCUCACAAUCCAAGGUUGUGCAUUCAACAUGGGAAGACCAGAGAAGUACAGCCGAAUUCCCUUCUAGUUACAGGAUUUCAAUGUCAGAUUCUGUGACUGUGCUUCCAAAUGGCUAGCUUAUGAUUUUGGGGCAACCUUUUGCGACUAUGCUUCUGAAUGGCCAGCAUAUGAGAAGCAUUGAUCUAGGAAAAGGACCCACCGAUACAAUCGGCCUAUAAAUUACAUGAGUUGUGUUUAGGCCCAGGAAUCACAGUGGGAAAAGAGAAACAGAAUUACUUCUCUCAUACAGCCUUCACCUUCCUUAAAUACCACAGGCUGCUAUCUCCAUUCUUGGCGCUCUUAACUGAUGGCCAAGUUGGCAUGCAAGACUGCUGAACUUUGGCAAUACUGGCUGCCUUUUCUAAAAUCCUGUAUGAAUUAAGUAACGUUUUUGAGAUAAGGCAUGGUGGAGGGGGGUGGCAUUUACGUCUGCACUGUCCUCUCUUACACAACAGGAAAGAACCUUCUGUUCCUCUCGUGUCCCAGUGCAGCAUUUGGUAUCCGCACGAAGAGAGAAGUACCAAGUGAGUCCCUGUAGAUGUCCCUGAUCCCAUCUUGUUUGAGUAUAUUACCCAUAAAUUGUAGUCCACUUGGGGGCAUCACAGAACUUGUCCCUGAACACAUAUCACUGAGGGGUCAUGGAGGCAUCCGAAAGUGUUGGGUUGACCCUACGUCUACCAUGCAGGAGGUAGAACACAUUACUCUGUUUGAGCACUAACCACCGAAGGUGUUGUCUGGUGUGUGUGUGUGCGAGUGAGGGCGUGUGGCUGCGUGGGUGUGUUGAAGUAUUCUCUUAAUUUAUUAAUAAACUCCAUCAGGACUUUAUUUAAUACAAAUAAAUAUUACUUUUCAAAAAGGACAAUAAUACUGUAUAUAAUGUAUACACAAACAUUUCUGUAGAAAAUAUUAUUCCAACAUAGCAGGAAACAAAAACAAAAAAAAUUCAAAAGUAUUGGACUGUUGGCGGUGAGUGUGUGUCUGUAACUCUUUGUGAAUACUGACUGUGUGCUGUUUCUUAGGUUUAAAUCAUGCAGUACAUUCUUUGUCUCAAAUGCAACUGUAGUUCUUCCCACAACAUUUUUUUAAAAAUUUCCUGCAGAAAAUAAGACCCACAAAGUGACUAUAGCUAUUUAAUGUUUCUGUUCUUUUUCUACUGCAGCAAAAAUGUACUGUAAAAAAUUACAAGGAGGCUGUGCCCCAGUGGCAUUUUCCAACCAAGUUAGUGCACAAAAGCUUUAACCUAGACUGGAACUGUCAGAAUUAUUUUUAAAAAAAAGCAAGAGAAGGAGAAAAAGAAAGUACGUGGAGAAUUUCUUGUAUACCCCUUAUACUGCAUGAAAAUCGAUUUUUAAUAAAUUGUUGCAAAAAUCUGUUUUAUUAAUAAAAUAGAGAAAACCUAAUGAA